AUGGAAACUACGACAACAAACUCAGGCAAUGAAGAACAUUCACCAAUGCUCACAUCUUCAUCCUCGAAUUCCUUAGUAACAUUGACAAAUAAUCAUUCAAAUAAAUUUUCCACACCUGAUUAUCAAGAAACAAGUGAUAGUUUUUUAACAAUAUUUUCUACAUGGGACGAACGUGAACAAUUAAAUUUUGUUGAAAAUCUUCUUAAACAUAUGCAUAGUCAUCAACAUGGACAAAUAAAUGCUUUUCUAUUACCUAUGUUACAAAGAGAUUUUAUUGGACAAUUGGCAGCACGUGGACUAGAACAUAUAGCAGAAAAAAUUCUUGGAUAUUUAGAUGAUCAAUGUUUAAAAUCAACGGAACUUGUGUGUCGUGAAUGGUAUCAUGUUAUAUCCGAAGGAAUGUUAUGGAAAAAAUUGAUCGAACGUAAAGUUCAAUCAGAGUCUCUUUGGCGUGGUCUUGCUAAUCGUCGUGGUUGGAUUAAAUAUCUUUUCCGUCAGAUAUUAACAUCAGGCGAAAUACAAAAAACUCAUGAAUUUUAUCGUCAAUUAUAUCCAAAAAUACUUCAAGAUAUUGAACAAAUUGAAACAAAUUGGCGUGCAGGAAAUUUUCAAUUAGAAAAAAUUCAAUGUCGUUCACAAAAUAGCAAAGGUGUUUAUUGUUUACAAUAUGAUGAUGAAAAAAUUAUUAGUGGUCUUCGUGAUAAUACAAUUAAAAUUUGGGAUAGAAAAACUCUUGAAUGUACAAAAGUUUUAACUGGUCAUAAUGGAAGUGUUUUAUGUUUACAAUAUGAUGAAAAAGUUAUUGUUACCGGUUCAUCUGAUUCAACAGUACGUGUAUGGAAUGUUAAAACAGGAGAAUUAGUUAAUACAUUAUUACAUCAUUGUGAAGCUGUUUUACAUCUUCGUUUUUUCAUUGGUAUAAUGGUAACUUGUUCUAAAGAUCGUUCAAUAGCUGUUUGGCAAAUGAAUUCACCAACAGAUAUAAAUAUUCGACGUGUUCUUGUUGGACAUCGUGCAGCAGUUAAUGUUGUUGAUUUCGAUGAAAAAUAUAUUGUUAGUGCUAGUGGAGAUCGAACAAUUAAAGUUUGGGAUACAACAACUUGUGAAUUUGUACGAACACUACUUGGACAUAAACGUGGUAUUGCUUGUUUACAAUAUCGUGACAAAAUUGUUGUUAGUGGUUCAUCAGAUAAUACAAUUCGCAUAUGGGAUAUUGAGUGUGGUGCAUGUUUACGUAUACUUGAAGGACAUGAUGAACUUGUACGUUGCAUUCGUUUUGAUUCUAAACGAAUUGUUUCUGGAGCUUAUGAUGGUAAAAUAAAAAUCUGGGAUUUAGUAGCUGCAUUAGAUCCACGUUCUCAAUCAUCUUUAUGUAUUCGUACAUUAACUGAACAUACAGGACGAGUAUUUCGUCUACAAUUUGAUGAAUUUCAAAUCAUAUCAAGUUCACAUGAUGAUACGAUACUUUGUUUCAAUUUUCUUAAUGAUUCACCAUCUAUAGAAAAUUUAACAACAACAGCAACAACAACAACAACAGCGAUAAAUAAUACCUUAUAA
Molecule: messenger RNA, 1557 nt
Organism: Rotaria sp. Silwood1
Lineage: Eukaryota; Metazoa; Rotifera; Eurotatoria; Philodinida; Philodinidae
Source: the annotation of a GenBank genome assembly